CAUGGUUAUUUAAUUAAUAAUGAAUAAAAAUGUUGAAUUAAACCACUAUUGCGUUAAAACUUAUGGUGAAAGUGACUCGGAGCAGUAUGACGAAAUUGAUCAAGAUGCUUUAGUAGAAGAAACAACAUUUUCUACAACUCCGUCGUCAAACCAUAUCAAUGCCUAUGAGUUCUUCACUCAACAUAAUGUAAAACCCAAAGAAAAAGUAAAACCGAAAAAGAAAAAGAAGAAUAAAAGGUCCUCCAGUAUUAUGGAUGUAAUUAAUACAGAAUUAAUUUCUGAGACAUCAUUAAUACGCGAGAACGUUAUUGAAACAGUAAAGCACAACAAUGUUGAAAAUAUUUAUCAUAAAACUUCCACCAUGAAGAAGUUUAACUGGCGCUAUUCUGAUAUUGAACGAGGGCGACAACUUAAAGAUCCCGUCAAACUAAUUUCAACAUUCCCAAAAGUUCUUGAAAACACAAGCGUCAAGGAGUUGCCAGUCGGCAUCCAUUACUCCGAACCAGUCAUGUUUAGUGUUCUGAUGGCUGGCUACACCGCUGAUGAUGGACGAAUACAAGGUCAGAAGUUUCUCGAUUUUGAAUUACUAAAUAUGAAAUUCAGUCAUCAUUAUAAAUUUUCACUAGAAACAUUGCUAAUAGUAAAGAUGAUUGAUAUUUACAAUGAAUAUUCGAGUAUUCAAAAUACACUAAAAGAGUUACGUAGAAAUAUUAAAAUAAGCAGAGAAACUAAGAACAAUUUAAAACAACAGUUGUUAAAUAUUAGUGGGAGUAACAAGGAUAGCGUAAGAUUUGAUGCUACUUUUCUAAAAUAUACUGGAUUAUUAUUUUAUUACAAAGAUGCGUACAUUGAAAUGUUAAAGAAAGAAAAAGAAACUGUACAUAAAAUACUUUCUUUAUACUCUGAUAUUGAAAUGGUGAGGGAGAAAAGUAAUAAGAUACAAUGUAUUCGAGAUUGA
Messenger RNA from Papilio polytes (common Mormon), 958 nucleotides. RefSeq lists its product as uncharacterized. NCBI's taxonomy places the organism in Eukaryota, Metazoa, Arthropoda, Insecta, Lepidoptera, Papilionidae. The record is from RefSeq and is a predicted model, not a curated record. The transcript is spliced from 3 exons. Bases 20 to 958 code for a protein of 312 amino acids.